AUGGAGCAGUUUAUUACAAAACCGAAACCCAGUUACAUUCGAAACAAUAACCUCCGCGCGCCACCACGCGACAGUGACAGCAUCUUCGGUAAAUUGUUCAUCCUGGUGGUCAGCGCCGUAAACCCUACCGCUGCUGGGCUCACUUCAACAAAGAAAGAAGAGAACGUUUCCAUUGUGUUGGACUGUGUGCUGCUGCGAAAAGGACGCGCGAUGCCCAGCCAUCAGUACAACACUCGAAACGCCAAUCGCCACGAAACGCCGACGACGGUGAGCGUCAGAACCCGCGAAACAACACGAAGCCGGCGUCCCCGACGGCGAUGUGGCCCUCGCUUCUUUACACGCUCAAUGCUGGAGCGCUGGGUCGCCGCUAUGCCUCGGGUGACACCAUGGAGCCAGCCGGAACUGGUCGACCACGUAGCUGAACUAUCGCCUCAACCAGGUGUGACGACGCACGUCGUUGCCGGACACGUCGUGCAGGAGUCGAGCGAAGCAUUCUCGAUCGGUGUAAAUCAACAAGGCUCUCGGGAGUCCGCACAAGCUACCCCUGACGUGCGGCUCGGACUGGCAGUGUCGCCGCGGGUUUCUCUGGCGGUUCCCAAUCUGCCGUUUGACAGCCCGAAUGAUGCGCUGGCUGUCGUCGACCACGCUGCGCAUCGGGAUGCGGCGGCUGCAUUAGCUGCGGCCGGUAAGUCGAGCUUCGAACACGAGCUGGCCCCAAGUGAGGCACUACCGCCGCUGAUAUUGGUGCCGUGUGUGUUGAGCCCGAAGCACGACCCGGCCCCGACCGUGGUGUGCACCUGCAAACGCCAACUUGCUGCUCCUCGGGAUGGCGAUACGAUGCCGAACAUCUCCUCGUCACCAACCACGGCUUCGGAUGCAGGCCCGGCUCUGAACGUAUCUCCGAACUCGGCGUCUGAAGCAAGGGAUUGCGGAGACGUGUUGGAAAAAGUGGCCGCUUCAGCACCGUCGACUGCAGCGGCGCCGGACCGGCGCAAUGAUAGUGACAAGCUGCUGGAGCCAUCGGCACUGCCGGUAGAGGAUCUGAGAAGCUGGACGGUCGACGACGUGGUGGACUACGUCUGUGGGAUACCGGGAUGCCAGAAAUUCGCCGGGGUGUUCCGUGAACAGGAUGUGGACGGCGAAGCCUUGCUUCUGUUGGAUUUGCGCCACCUGCACGCCAUCAUGAAUCUCCCUCUGGGUCCGGCAUUAAAGAUAUUGGACGCCAUACGGUCACUUCGCAGUAAUCUGGCGCAGUGA
Messenger RNA from Dermacentor silvarum, 1257 nucleotides. RefSeq names its product polyhomeotic-like protein 2. Lineage: Eukaryota; Metazoa; Arthropoda; Arachnida; Ixodida; Ixodidae. The transcript has a single exon. Bases 1 to 1257 code for a protein of 418 amino acids. Gene Ontology annotation, molecular function: protein binding. The record is from RefSeq and is a predicted model, not a curated record.